GUUGGGCGUCUGUUGCGGUCCCAGGAAUACGGGAGCGCACUUGUGCGAGCCAGUGUCAGAUUGUUCUUCUCGCUCAGCCGCGAACUGGAGCUCGAGCAGGAGGGAAGAGCACAGCAAAGUCCACUUGGGCGCCGAAGCUGGGUGGCCGCUAGCUGGAUGACAUGCUUGGGCGGCUCGUCACGUUAUGUGGUAGCCGGUACCCCUCGCGGGUCUGGCGCGGUACCGACGCGAUGCUGCCGCUGGCCGCGCAGACGCGAGUACCAAGACGCCCAGCGCAGAUGGCGACGCCAGGUAUUGCGUACUUUGCAACUGAGACACGCACACAGACUGGCCGGCGAGGUUCCAGCCGGGGCACGUCGCCUUUGAUGCCCAUUCCAACAAAGUCCAAGCCUCGCCCACGCCUCAAGACGUCAAGCAGUGUCCUCUGCCUGCUGGAGAACCAUGGGAAAAAGAGGGGAGACAGCAACAAAAGUACAGGCACAGACGACAUCUGGGGCACAGUGGUACGACGCUGGCGUGUCUCUUUCUCUUCUCGUCCUUGAAUCAAAUUUUCAGCCUCUCCGCUAUGGACAUCAACAUGACGAUGUGCAAGUGGACAAAGCUGUCCAGGGUCGUCGCCGGCCAUGUCUGCUUUCGUCCAGCUGCUGCCGCCUGACCCUGGGCCGUCCACUUUUUCGCCCUCCCUCCACCGCCCGCCGCCGUCGCAUCGAGACUCGUUGGAAGAGAGAAGAUGCGCAUGAUGAUGGGGACGACAAAGUGAGCUCACAUGCUCCAGAGACAGCACCGCACCGCAACACGGAGCCGAGAACGAGGAGGAUACCUCCAAGUACAGGCAUAUGCCAAGAUGGAAGAGGAAGCAGAAAAAGCCUCGGUCCUUGGGCUUUGAUGACUGUUUCAGCCACCUCAGCCGGGGUUCGCCAUUCAGAUUGCUGUUGACCAAAUCCUAUGACGUCUGCGAGUGGGAACUGGACCUCUUCCCAUAGUUGCGAUUCUGCGGGUUCACCUUGUUCU
Messenger RNA from Trichoderma asperellum CBS 433.97, 1011 nucleotides. The record is from RefSeq and is a predicted model, not a curated record. Lineage: Eukaryota; Fungi; Ascomycota; Sordariomycetes; Hypocreales; Hypocreaceae.